AGUAGUUCAUAUUAUUUCGCAACAGUUGUGGUUGUUGCACCAGUAACAUUGCCAUUGUUUCCGAUUCAAAAUUCGUGUACACUGCUUAGGCUGAUAAAAUAACCUUGAAUUAAUGCUGCUGUUACACCAACUAUAUCUUGCACAAAGCAAACAAGGGAUAGCAAAAUAUUAAAAUGAUCAUUCACAUAAAAGUGGGAUAGAUUUUGACCACAUGAUUUCUUCCCUUUAGAUUUUCUGACAAAUUUUAUAUGCAUUUCUUAUCCACACCAAUGUUGUUGUCCCCUGCAUACAUACUAGUUCUAAGGUUGCACAACACAAAGUGACGUUGUGAUGCCAUGUAGUCAUAUAGAUAGUUACCAACAUUUGGGUAAACCCACUGCUUCCUCCUUGAGAGCUGAAGUUGUGUAAUAUGAUUGGAAAGGGACAUGAAUCAAACCAAGAUGGUCACAUAGUGUUCCACUUGCAAACAAUGGAAGGGUAUCAAACACUUGGAAAAUUCACUAAUGGAAGUGGUGUUGGAAGUGAUAUUUAUGUUGAGUGAAUCAUAGUAUGGUGACAUAUAUGUGGGAGACCACAGUAUAUAUGGGAGGACAAUAUUAAAAUUAAUCUUAAAACAUACAAUUUGAAGAUAUGUACUAAUUCAUGGUCAAGUAAUAGGCAUUUGUGAACAUGGUAAAUAACCUUUGAGUCCCAUUUUAAAUGGGAUUAUCUUGGCUAGGUGUCUGCAGGAGAUGGCCUACCACAACAAAUAUGCCACAAAUGCCUCCACCAAGUGAAUAAAUGGUAUAAAUUCAGAGAACUGUGCAAGAAUGCUGAUGUGUUUCUGCGUCAGUAUAUCAGCAAAUUAGAACAGAAUCAAUUUCAGAGCACCACAGCACAGACAAACUUGAUUUCAAAUCCAACCCCUGACAUGCUGCUGCUACCCCUGUCUGCUAAUCUGUUGUUUGGAGUUAGAAGCAACCCAGAAGGAGUCAAGGAGGAGCCCAAACACAAUGAAGACAGCAGCAAAAGUUACAACAACAAACACAGCAGUCUCCAAUGUCAAGAAAACCAAAGCACUGAACAUCAUUUUGGGACAUUACCUGAAGCAUUCUUAGAAAGUGGUGGUCCCCUACAAGCAAGGGAAUCUUUAUUCUGCAGUAGCAAUAGACAAGAGAAAGAUACAGUUAGUACUGUUGAUGAGAGUGUGCAUCAGAUUCUAAGUGUUGACUUACCUAGUUACAAAUGUUGUAAAGGCAGACAUCCAUGUGUAGUGUUUAAUCCAGAGGAGAAACAGAAAACCCAUGUUUCAGGGACUGGUACUGAAAACAUUUUGCUGCAAACAGAAACAGAUUCUUCAGACAAUAACUGCAAUGGAGACAUGGUAACAAAGUAUCAAGUAACACACACUCACAUUCCAGACAAUAAAAUGGAUGAGAAUAAUACUCCAACUAUAUCACAGAAUGCCAAAUGUAACCUCAGUGACUAUGUCAAUUCUUCAAACAGAUAUUAUAAAUGCCAUAAAUGUGGAAAUACUUACGCAAUGGACAUCAACCUCUUAUUCCACAUAUGCCAUUCCAUGAAUUCCAAAUGUUAUAUAUGCAACAUAUGUGGAAAUGAGUUUGCAUUAAUGAAGACAAUAAGGUCCCAUGCUGCUUACCACACUGGGAAAUAUCAGUGUAAUUUUUGUGGAAAUUAUUUCUCAGCAGAGAUACAUCGGGAUGUGCACAUGCGUAAACACACGGGUGAGAAACCCCACAUUUGUAACCUCUGCGGAAAGACAUUCAUGUAUAGCAAUAGUUUGGCAUAUCACCUGAACAUUCACAAGGGACAGAAUUCUUUUGUAUGCGACAUCUGUGGGCAUCGUUCCUUCUCGAAGGGGAAUUUUGAACGUCACAAAGCCUCGCAUACAAAAAUCAAACCACACAUGUGUGAAAUAUGUGGAAAGGCUUUUACAGUUAAUGUAGACCUCAAGAGACACCGUUUAACACAUAGUAAUGAUAAGAAUUUUAUAUGUGAUAUUUGUGAUAAAAGAUUCAAGACAGCUGCCAUCCUAACAAAUCACCAGCGGCUUCAUACUGGUGAACGGCCAUACAGUUGUGAUGUUUGUGGGAAGAGAUUUGCUAGGAAUGAUGGGCUAAAAGAGCACAGGUUAACACACACUGGGGAGAAGCGUCACUCUUGCACACGAUGUGGAAAACAGUUCACCUGGUCCAAAGGACUCAGAAAGCAUAAGUGUGAUCCUGUCUGUUUUUAGUAUUGAACCGUCUAACUGUAAAGCUGUGCAAGAAUUUCCAGACAAUUUUUUUUUUGUGUGUGUACUAUUAUUACACUGAGAUAAUCUGUGUCGUGAAGAAAAUAUGUCUACAUGUUGGUAAAUGAUAGCUGUAAUUUAUUAAGCCACAUGAUUUUUAUAUUUCUAUGCAACAUUGCAUUUGAAUGGGACAUUUAUGCUUCUGUAGUACAUGUCUUAAUUUCCCAGUGUUUUUUGUGUGCUGUGAUUGUAGAGAAGAUAAUUUUUAUACAUGGUGUUAAUAACCUGAGUUAACUCAGGAUAAUAAUCAUUGCAACUAUACAAAGAAUACUUUGCACAGUAUGAUUAAAUGUUUUUCAUCGAUAUA
Molecule: messenger RNA, 2600 nt
Organism: Zootermopsis nevadensis
Lineage: Eukaryota; Metazoa; Arthropoda; Insecta; Blattodea; Termopsidae
Source: RefSeq, a predicted model, not a curated record